AUGAAACGAGUAAAGUUUGUUCAACACAAAGUACAUUUUGUUGUACUUUUUGUACUUGUACUAAUAACGCCCUCAUAUCAAGUUCAACAACAAUACGAGCAACAGCCUGGACAACAACCAAGUGAUAAUAACGAUCGACAACAGCAACGUAGUAGCGCCUCUAGCGUUGAAUAUCCAAAUGAAUUGAUGGCAUCGGCAUUGGUGUCACUACUACCGUCCCCGUCAUCAGUUGCGCCAAUGUCUGUUCCAUACUUUAGGGCGUCGAUACCAAUGCGUAUUUACGAAUGCUUGCGUGAAUUUAGUACUUUGCGCUGCACAAAACUCUAUGUGUUGCAAAAAAUGGAAGAACGCAAAUUGAGGCCCAAUACCGGCAAUAUUACAAAAGAUUUCCUCAAUCAAUUCUUUGGCGACGACGAACAAAUGGGCAGUCUGAUCAGCGAUCGUUUCAGAAAAAUGUCGGACAAAGAUCUGAACAAACGCUUGGUUUUGCACUUUCAAAGGUUUUUCAAAAAUCGUGACAUCAAACUGCAUUUCCUGCCCGGACUAAUGGUAAAAAUUAUACCCAGCAAAGAAAACAAAGUGAAGUUUUCACUCAAGAAAAAAGCAAAACAUCAUUUGGUGCACCAAGGACGUUCAAAGAAUGAUCGUAUUAGGGGCAUUCUGAAGGACACUGGAUUCGUUGACAGCAGUCUAGAGGGACACGAAAACACCAGUCUAGAUGAGGAUGAUAUCGACAUCAAGCCUAAGCAUAAAGAUUCUAAGAAAAGAAAAAAGAUCAAAAAGGAUAAAACUUCCUAUAAAACGACCAUGUUGCAAAUGGCUGUGCCGGUUAUGAUUAUGCCGGCCAUUCUAAUGGGCACAUUUCUACCCUUCAUUUUGCCAGUCCUUAAAAUGGCCACACUCACCACCAUGAUCAUGAACAAUACCGCUUUCAUGGCAGCCUUAAUUUAUGCCGCACGCACCCAUGUCAACGCUCAAGAAGAACAACCCAUCAAUUAUAAUUAUGGUAACACUGGUUUUCACUAA
Calliphora vicina (urban bluebottle blowfly) is the source of this 1026-nucleotide messenger RNA. RefSeq lists its product as uncharacterized. Lineage: Eukaryota; Metazoa; Arthropoda; Insecta; Diptera; Calliphoridae. The record is from RefSeq and is a predicted model, not a curated record. The coding region runs from base 1 to 1026 and encodes 341 amino acids. The transcript is spliced from 3 exons.